Saccharomycopsis crataegensis is the source of this 1617-nucleotide messenger RNA. It is a transcript of the gene GWT1, whose product is annotated as glucosaminyl-phosphotidylinositol O-acyltransferase. NCBI's taxonomy places the organism in Eukaryota, Fungi, Ascomycota, Saccharomycetes, Ascoideales, Saccharomycopsidaceae. Gene Ontology annotation, molecular function: glucosaminyl-phosphatidylinositol O-acyltransferase activity. The transcript has a single exon. Gene Ontology annotation, cellular component: endoplasmic reticulum; membrane. The record is from RefSeq and is a predicted model, not a curated record. Gene Ontology annotation, biological process: GPI anchor biosynthetic process; protein localization to plasma membrane. The coding region runs from base 1 to 1617 and encodes 538 amino acids.
AUGCCUGGUUUAGCUGACGAUUUGAAAAUUAGAAAAGAGCAAUUUGUCACCGGUCUCACUGGUGGUACAGUCCAUGAUGUUUACCUUGUUACAUCUAUCUCUUUGAUCACUUAUUUUUCAUACUGUCUUCUAAACACUUUUACUCAAAUUUUCACUUCCAAGGAUAAAAAAUCUAACUUGAAUGUGUUCACUGUGGUACUUGAUUAUUUACUUAACUGGUUAGCACUACUACUAUCUAUCACCACAUAUUCAGAUAAUAUCAUUCUGCUAAUUUAUGGUAUUUUGAUUCCAGUUGUUACGUUAACGUUGACAAAUAAGUCAAGUCCAUCAUCGUCAUCAUCUAGCUCCAAAAACCACACGAAAAGGGAUGGCAGGCCAAAUAUUUCCACCAUUGACAAGAAAAAAUUCCUUCCAAAAAUAUCUUACCUCACUGUUUAUAGAUCUCAAAUGCUUGUGAUUACCUCAAUCGCUAUCUUGGCUGUGGACUUCCAGAUUUUUCCAAGAAGAUUUGCCAAGUGUGAAACUUGGGGUACCUCAUUGAUGGAUCUCGGGGUUGGCUCUUUUGUGUUUUCCAUGGGAAUUGUAUCUGCUCGUCUGUCAAUUUGGUCAAAAUUCAAUCAAAAGAAGAACUUGUCAUUUACCUAUGAGUUGACGGGGUUAGUCAAAAAGAUUCUUUUUAGUUUCAAGGACUCGUUCACUGUAUUUUGUUUAGGGAUUGGAAGAUUGUUCCUUGUUAAACUUUUGAGUUACCAAGAACAUGUGUCCGAAUACGGUGUCCAUUGGAAUUUCUUUGUCACUUUAAGUUUGUUACAACCUUGCAAAUACAUCCUUGAAUUUGUGUUCUCCAUGUUACGUUUGAAUAAUUUCAAUGUUUUAAUUGGAUUGGCAAUUUCUUUGGCGUACGAGUACCUUUUGAAGAAGGAUGACAAUAGCUAUUUACAAUAUUUACUCGAUGAAGAAAGAGUUACAAUAUUCGAUCAGAAUAAAGAAGGCAUUAGCUCAAUGAUAGGCUAUAUUUCUAUCUUUUUAGUCGGGGAAUCCAUCGGCGGUUUCUUACUACCAAGUAUCGUCACCCCAUUUAACUUGAUCAAAAAUUCCACUCAGUCAGAAAUUGAAGAUUUCUACUCGACAAAGAAUAAGCAUAGCAAGUUGUAUCUAUGGAUAAGAUCUCAGUUGAGUCGUUCUUCAGAUGGCUGUUUAAUUAUUUACACAGUGUUUUUCGACAUAUUGGCCUUAUACUGCCAGUCAACAUCGGUUUUCACCCAAGUUUCUAGAAGAUUUGCCAAUUUCCAAUAUGUGAUUUUCGUCAUUGCUUAUAAUUUGAAUUUCCUUGUGGGUUUCAAGUUAAUUAACAAGCUCUUUGCGUAUUUUAAUUCUGAGAAGAAAGACGCAAACCAAAAUAGUUACAAUCAUGUUCCAUAUUCACUAGAGGCGAUUAAUAAUAAUGGAUUGUUAUUCUUUUUGAUUUCGAAUGUUCUGACAGGAUUGGUGAAUAUGAAUAUCAACACUUUGGAUGCUUCGUCUUUGGUUGGGAUCACCACUAUGAUCGGCUAUACCCUUGCCAUCAAUGCAGUAGCAGAAAUUUUCCAUUACUUUAAAAUUUACAUCAAACUUUGA